UUUCAGGAAAAUUGCAACAUUAUUCUCAACAAUCACUCGGCAGAAUGAGGAAGCGUUUCGGACAAAUUCUAAAAAAUUUUUGUGGCCGCGUGCAAUGCGGUCGGUCGAGUCAGUGUUUGUUCGCUGUGAAUUUAAACGGGCGUCUUAACAGUCUCGUAUUUGUUUUCUAUCUUUUUGUGAAAAUGUGUUUUUCCUCUUUUAAACGUUCUCGGUAUUAAAUUCAGUGUUUCCUCCACGAGAUUUUGUAAUGAAGCCAUCAGAUGUUUUUCGCAUCUAAUAGUAAGCUUUGAGGUGCAAGACGCGGAACGGCGAUAAAAUGGCGGACAAUCAGCGAAGAAGACGGUACUUGACCAUCAGUAUACUCCACAUCGUCACCAUCAUGUGCCAGGCCCUGUCCGACCGACCGAUGUUCGCUGAGCCAAUACCGAACGUCACUGUGCCACUGGGAAGAGACGUCAGCUUGCCUUGCGUCAUUGAAAACCUCGGUAAUUACAAGGUAGCGUGGAUCCACGUGGACCGUCAGAUGCUGUUGACCAUCCACAAUCGCGUGGUGGUGAAAGUACCGAGAUUCUCCGUGUCCCACGACAACCAGAAGACUUGGCUGCUGCACAUCAACAACGUGCAGCAAGACGACAGAGGCUACUACAUGUGCCAACUGAACACGCAUCCGAUGAUAAACCAGGUCGGCUUCCUGCAAGUUGUCGUCCCGCCCAACAUUUUGGACUCCCUGUCUACCGAGAGCACGGUGGCCGUCCGUGAGAAUCAAAACAUCACGCUGACGUGCAAAGCGGAUGGAUACCCGACCCCGAAGCUGAUGUGGAAGAGAGAAGACGGCCAGAGCAUAAGCAUCAGCCGGCACAACAAGGUGCCCAUGUACGACGGCGAGCAAUUAAACUUGACGAGUAUCACGCGCACCGAUAUGGGCGCGUAUCUCUGCAUCGCGACCAAUGGCGUGCCGCCAACAGUCAGCAAGAGGAUCACCGUGGACGUCGAAUUCUCGCCGUUGAUCUUCGUGCCGAAUCAGCUGGUGGGCGCGCCAGCUGGCACGAACGUAACGAUCGACUGCCAGACAGAGGCUUACCCACGGGCGAUGAACUACUGGUUCCUCGGCGACGAGAUGAUACUGUCGAACGAGAAGUACACCACGACCACCCUGCGGAACAGCUACAGGUCUUACAUGAGCCUGACCAUAAGGAACCUGCAGCCCGAUAACUUUGGCAAUUAUCGUUGCAUCAGCAAGAACUCGCUGGGCGAGACCGAGGGCUCGAUCAGGCUGUACGAAAUGCCGAAGCCGUCCGCUGCACCGAAGGCGACAGAGAUCAGGAGCAGCGCCAACAACGAAGGACGACCGAGCACGCCGUCACCAGCAAAAAGGCCGACCACCGUGUGGCCAUCCUCGUACAACCCGUACUAUACGAAAAGGACAGAGAGGCCGCCACCCCCGAGCGAGGAGAGGGUGGAGAGGCCAGAGCAGAAGCUACGUAGUGGCCAGAGCACAGGAAGCGCGUACAUCAUAAGAUGGAGCGCCCCGCAGCUGAUGGUGGUGGCAGUGCAGUAUAUCCUCACGGGGCCCUAUAUGCCCCCGUACAUGCCCCAGACGGUGAAUUAG
Messenger RNA from Eufriesea mexicana, 1609 nucleotides. Its product is annotated as Dpr-interacting protein zeta. The coding region runs from base 317 to 1609 and encodes 430 amino acids. The record is from RefSeq and is a predicted model, not a curated record. Gene Ontology annotation, cellular component: neuron projection. NCBI's taxonomy places the organism in Eukaryota, Metazoa, Arthropoda, Insecta, Hymenoptera, Apidae. The transcript is spliced from 10 exons.